AUGGUCAAAGCUAUAAAUUCCAUGGAUAAAACAUAUUUAGUUAGAUGUACUGCUCACUCUAUACAGUUAUCUAUAAAUGCAGGGCUCCAAAAUGAUAUGGUAAAAGAAAUAAUUAAUAAACUGAGAAAAAUAGUUGGACAUUUUAAUAGAAGUGCCUCUGCACAAAAUGAACUUGAAAAUGAAGAAAAGUGUGGCGAAAAAAAACAUAAACUAGUUCAAGACUGCGUUACUCAUAAAUGGUUUAUAUCUUCUGUUGAAUUUAAAAAUAUGAAAGAUUUAUUGAAAUUACUUGAACCGUUUAAAAUUGUUACAGAAGUAUUAGGUGGAGAAAACUACACAACCGCGUCAAUAGCACACCGAUUGAUUAAAAGUCUUUUAAAUACGUUAAAAGUUAGUGAAAUAGACACUCAUUUUUUAACUACGGUAAAAAAACUAAUUUUAGAUGACUUAAAAUAUCGAAGAGAAAUGAUGGGUUUAAUAUUAGCAAAAUCAUCAGCAUUAGACCCUAGAUUUCGAGAGUUAAAAUUUCUAUCUGAAGAAGAAAAAGUAACUGUUUGGAAACAACUUGAAAAUGAGCUGAAAGAAUUAAUUACUGAUCCAGAAAUAGAAAAUGAAGAAGAAUUAAUCUCUGAAUCAAUAUUAGAAAAUGAAGAACAUUUUGAAACACACUCUCCUCCUCGUAAGAAAUUACGAUCAUUAAUGAUAGAUAGCGAUGAUGAUGACGAAGACGAUUAUUCGAUAACUCAAAGUCCUACGAUGAAACAACUUGAAGAGUAUAAAAAUUUGAAAAUCAAAGUUCCCUACGAUCAAGAUCCUUUAAAUUGGUGGAAAGAAAACGAAUCUAAAUACUCAGCUGUAUCAUUACUAGCCAAAAAAUACUUAAGUAUAGUGGCCACUAGUGUUCCCUGUGAACGGUUAUUUAGCGAAGCUGGAACAAUAAUUUCCAAGAAAAGAAAUAGAUUAUCUCCUGAACGACUCAAUCAACUGUUAUUUUUGAAUUCAUAUUUCAAAUCGAACUCAAGUUCUGAAACAUUGAUGGAAAAACUGCUCGAAGAAGAAAUUUUUUGA
This is a messenger RNA of Acyrthosiphon pisum (pea aphid), 1068 nucleotides long. Its product is annotated as zinc finger BED domain-containing protein 1-like. Gene Ontology annotation, cellular component: nucleus. The transcript has 2 exons. Gene Ontology annotation, biological process: regulation of transcription by RNA polymerase II. The record is from RefSeq and is a predicted model, not a curated record. Bases 1 to 1068 code for a protein of 355 amino acids. Gene Ontology annotation, molecular function: protein dimerization activity. NCBI's taxonomy places the organism in Eukaryota, Metazoa, Arthropoda, Insecta, Hemiptera, Aphididae.